Molecule: messenger RNA, 1668 nt
Organism: Pseudozyma hubeiensis SY62
Lineage: Eukaryota; Fungi; Basidiomycota; Ustilaginomycetes; Ustilaginales; Ustilaginaceae
Exons: 1
Coding region: 1-1668 (555 amino acids)
Biological process (GO): activation of GTPase activity
Molecular function (GO): GTPase activator activity
Source: RefSeq, a predicted model, not a curated record
AUGAGCUCCUCCACGGUCGAGGAAUUUGUCGAGCUGCUCAACGCAGAGCAGCAUGUCGACCUGCAAAAGCUGCGCGAUCUCGCUCGUCACGGAGUACAGCCAUCGGUGCGCGGCGAGGUGUGGCUCUACCUUCUCGGCGUUCUCAGCGACGACAAGGGACAAGAGAUGACCUCGGUUCGAAGCAAAUACCUCGCGUACGAGGCGCUCGACAAGCACAACCCGGCGCUCGAGAAACGCGUUCGAAGCGAAUGCCAACGGUACUACGCCAAACGAUUGGGUACAAGACCUCCUCCAGGGAGGACGCUGAUGAGGAGCUCGAGAAGUGUGCUCUCGCGACCACCUGGUGGGUUUUCUGCAACAGGACUGGCGACGAGUGCGUCCAACAGCAGCAAACUAAUGGGACGAGAGUAUACGAUGGAUGGCUCGGUCUCGACGCAAAGUUUGACGGGUUCGUCGAUCGAUGGCAGUGUGGUAUCGGGAUCGAAUGGAGCAGCGUUGGCAACAACCAUGCUGAACGGGAUCGAUAGGGGUCCAAAUCGGGUCAACGAUGGUAGGAUUCGAGCCCUAGGCGGCAUUAUUGGAGAGAGCGGUGUCUCGGCUGCUAUGGAUGCGGACGAUCCGGAUGCAGCUGCAGCGUUCGAGCUGAAACGGUUUGGCCACAACGUGGAAAACAUCAUCUGCGCUUUCAUGAACCGAUGCUCUGCGGCAGAGAAAGCAAGAAAACAGACGGUACAGGAAGCAAGUGACACAGGACAUGCAAAGAGCACGGAGACAUUCGGCACCGCUUCGUCAACUGCUCAGACGGUUGAUUCGAGGCAAUCAGACGGCGGAAGAGGUCGUGCGCAAGCGGGGAAGGAUACUGAAGAUGACUUGUUCGGAUCCACUAGGCCUGCAGAUAGCGGCAACGGAAAUGGCACCUUCAAAUACGUCGACGAUCCAGGAACAAGACGCCAUGCGCAUGGUAGCGGCACAAGCUCACGGUCUCGUUCACGAGCGGGAUCCAUCAGCAGCGCGAGCAACAGCGGUGUCACCACCUCGAGCUUGCCACCCGGACGAAGCAACGCGAGCGUGGAAGAGGCAGUACGAUCGCGCAUGCCGCGCGAGUACGAGUGGCAACCACAAGUGCACGACAGCAACUCUGGCUCUCGCGGAACAUGCGCCGAGUUCCACCCUGCGCUGGUGUACCUCUGCGCACCGUUUGUGCAAUGCGUGCGCGUGGAAGCGGGUAUGUACUUCGCGUUUGAAAAGCUCAUGACGCUCAUGGCACGACACAGUGCACGCCAUCCGCUACCGCGACAAGUCGCGACGUUCCUCACGCUCUUCCGUACGACGCUGCCCGAACUUCAUUCGUACUUUGAAGAGGAAGAGGUCGACAUUAUCGGAUUCGCGACCAAUUGGCUGCAGCAUCUUCUGGCAGGGGAACUGCGGAUUGAGGAUCUCAUGCGGUUGUGGGAUACGUACUUUGCGUUACCGGACUUCAUGGAUCUGCAUCUGUACGUGUGCAUUGCGAUUCUGACCAACUGCAAGGAUUCGCUGGAGGAGCUGGACAGGUCAGAGACGAGGAGCAUGCUGGAUAGUCUGCCGCCGUUGGACGUGGAUAGGAUCAUCAACGAGGCGAUCAACAUCAGGUUGAGUCACCAGCGAUCACAGCGGACGGACGAUGGGUAA